Molecule: messenger RNA, 894 nt
Organism: Schistosoma guineensis
Lineage: Eukaryota; Metazoa; Platyhelminthes; Trematoda; Strigeidida; Schistosomatidae
Source: the annotation of a GenBank genome assembly
AUGUUAUCUUCUCAAUCGAUGUCAUUUUUUCUGAUCGUCGUCUGGCUUUACGAAUUCUGCAAAUGCCAGGAUCAUUGUGAAGAACGUGAAUGGAUGACUUUGGAAAAAGUAAUUUUUGAAAACCGGUCACAUCGAUAUUCACAGCAUUAUAUGCAUUUACAGAGCAUCAGUAUUAAUCAGUCUCAGCCAGCUGUGAAUGGAAGUUUCAGUAGACGCAAUGACGGUACGUAUAUUACACCGAAACUGUCGUUUAAAUAUUACAGUAUUCAGGUCACAGGUUUCCGUAUUUUCAUUUCUGGUGAAAUAAAUAUGCACGGAGAAGACUACUUCGGAUAUAUUAGACCGUUUCGUUCAAACAAUACAGACCCUGAAUUUGAGAUUUCGGAUGAGAAGGAAUUACUUGCUGUCAGAUGGUUUAUUAAUAAAGACGUUGAUGGUAAACAGUUUACAGCCAAGGUAACUUGCCUAAUACAUCCGAAUGGGAAGAUAAUUUUGUAUUAUGAUAACAUUCCAACGGAAAUUAAAGACGUUGAAUGGAAACCGGAAAUCAUCGGUAAAUUCGGAUGUGGAGGAAAAGAUGAAAUAGAAUCUAAAAUAGUUACUCCUGAAACAUGGAUCAACAGUGGAACAUUGGUGGAAUAUGAAGCUGUCAGAAACUAUUGUUUAAAGUACACUUCGCCUGAAGCAUGUCAAAACGCAAGAACAUUGGAUAUAACUUGUUUUUGGUGUGAUGAAGCGAACAUAUGCAUUGAUGAUACUGACCAGGAUGCUCAUAACAUGAAAGUCAAUAACUGCCGUGCUAAGAACCCAGAUGUGAAUGGUUUGAGUACACAAGCACCAACCAAACAAACUGAUUACCUCACAGAAACUACAGAAGAAACUGAUCAACACUCG